CCAUCAAACCCUCUACAUCACAACGGUGGAAUUUGCUUGGAGGAACAGAAAACAGACCACCCUGAUUCGGUAGCCAGCGACCUUCCCCAGCCAGCACUAGCUCUCUGCAUUUGCUGAUUGCAAAGCUCCGAGUGGAAGACAGAGGCCCAUUACUGUAUUAUUAGGCAGGGGUUUUCAGUUCGGUUGCCAUCGUGAUGGCGGACCGGGCCAACGGCGGCUUGCCCGCGCGCUUCAGCAUCGCAUCCCAAAGCAGCAACCACUUGGCGGCCAUGAGAAGAAGCUAGGCACACGCGCAUCCUAGCGUCUGGCGCCCCUUGAUGCCGACGGCUCAUGCCACGGGCGGCAGCGCUCCGCCGGCUGUCCAGGCCUCGGCGCCCGCGGAGAAGAGCAAGAGCUUCGUCGCGGACCUCCUCCUGGGCGGGGCGUCGUCGGCGGUGUCCAAGACGGUGGCGGCUCCGGUCGAGCGCGUCAAGAUGCUUCUUCAGAACCAGGAAGCGCUCAUCCGCGCCGGCCGCCUCUGGUACCCCUACGGAGGCAUCGGCGACUGCUUCCGCCGCACCGUCCGGGAGGAGGGCGCCCUCUCGCUGUGGCGCGGCAACGGCGCCAACGUCGCCCGCUACUUCCCCACGCAGGCGCUCAACUUCGCCUUCAAGGACUACUUCCGGGGCCUGCUCGCCUUCCGCAGGGACACGGACGGCUACUGGCGGUGGUUCGCCGGGAACGUCGCCUCCGGCAGCGCCGUGGGGGCCACGUCGCUGCUCUUCGUCUACUACUCCCUCGACUACGCCCGGACGCGCCUCACCAACGACUACCGCGCGGCGAAGGGUUGCGGCGAGAGGCAGUUCGCGGGGCUGGCCGACGUCUACCGCAAGACGCUCCGCUCCGACGGCGUCGCCGGCCUCUACCGCGGCUUCAACGUCUCGGUGGUCGGGAUCGUCGUCUACCGCGGCCUCUACUUCGGCAUGUACGACUCCUUCAAGCCCGUGCUGCUCACGGGGAAGCUGCAGGACAGCUUCCUCGCGAGCUUGGCGCUCGGCUGGAUGAUCACCAAUGGCGCGAACCUGGCCUCGUACCCGCUUGAUUCCGUCCGGAGGAGGAUGAUGAUGACCUCGGGGGAGGCCGUCAAGUAUAAGGGCGCCAUUGACGCCUUCGCUCAGAUCAUCAAGAACGAGGACCCCAAGUCGCUGUUCAAAGGCGCCGGCGCCAACGUCCUCCGCGCCAUCGCCGGCGCCGGCGCGCUUGCUGGCUACGAUCACCUGCAGCUGCUCUUCUUUGGCAAGAAGCUCGGCUCCGGUGGCGCCUAGACACACAGGGAUUCAGCGAAAAACAGUAAAAGAUGAUGACGACAAGUGCAUUUGGUUGUUUUAGUUGUUUUUAUUUAUUACAGGUUCUGAUAGAUGUUUAUAUAUAGCUCAAAAUUCAAAACAAGAAGCAUUCAGAUUUCAGAUUGCUUACGUUC
Messenger RNA from Setaria italica (foxtail millet), 1459 nucleotides. RefSeq names its product ADP,ATP carrier protein 1, mitochondrial-like. Gene Ontology annotation, molecular function: ATP:ADP antiporter activity. Gene Ontology annotation, biological process: mitochondrial ADP transmembrane transport; mitochondrial ATP transmembrane transport. The record is from RefSeq and is a predicted model, not a curated record. NCBI's taxonomy places the organism in Eukaryota, Viridiplantae, Streptophyta, Magnoliopsida, Poales, Poaceae. Gene Ontology annotation, cellular component: mitochondrial inner membrane.